GUAAAUAGUGGAGAAACCUCUGCUUUCAGCUGUGAAUAUUCAGCGGAUCAAAGGUAUUUUAGAAAGAUCAUAUUCAGAACAAGAAACAACAUUAUUGAUGAGAUGAUCUCCACUAAUGACAAAUGGUAUCAGAAAGAAAGACUGAGGAUUUAUGAUAACAAAUUAAACCUCUUCAGUGUGAAAAUUACUGCUGUGACACCAGAUGACGGAGGAGUUUAUUUAUGUGCCGUUUGGAUCAACACACACCCGUACAGUUACUACAUUAUUACUACUGUUCAGCUACAUAUUAUUACUAAAGUGGGCGUGUCUAGAGUGAGCGGCUACACAGGAGAUGGUUUGAUGAUCAAGUGUGAACAUCCUCAAUACAAAACCAAACCAAAAUACAUCUGUAAAGAAUCAGAUGGAUGUUCAGAGAGGAAGAAUCCAGGAGUUCAGGAUGAAUGGAUGGAGAAUGGAGAUGUUUCUUUAUAUGACGACACCAGAGCAGGAGUCUUGAUGGUGUUUUUUAGAGAACUGAAAGCUGCAGAUGCUGGAACAUACAGGUGUGGAGUGAAUGUAUCUCACUAUACUGAGAGAUUCACUGAACUUCAGCUGAGCGUCAAACACGAUUCAAAAUAUCCAAAGAGUGUGACUGAAUCUGUGUAUCUUGGUGAAGAAAUCAACAUCACCUGUCAGAUCCCAGAGGAACAUAAAGUUAAUUUCUGCAAAGAGGAUGAUAAUCACAUCUGUCAAAACAUCAGCUCAUCUAAAGUGACACAAAUGAAUGGUUCAUCUGAGAGAAAUGAAGAGAGAGUUUUUACAGUGAUCAUCAGUAAUGUGAGUGUGAGAGAUGCUGGAGUUUACUGGUGUGGAGCAGAAACCAGAGACACAUAUUUGACUUUCAUCUCCCUGAACACUAAAAUUCAGCUCAACAUCAUCAUGAGACACAAAGGAGACUCUGUUGAGACUACAACUAGUCCAUUUAUGACAGAGAUCACAGGUUAUCAAAGAUUACAAACUUAA
This is a messenger RNA of Labeo rohita (rohu), 1002 nucleotides long. Its product is annotated as polymeric immunoglobulin receptor. The record is from RefSeq and is a predicted model, not a curated record. NCBI's taxonomy places the organism in Eukaryota, Metazoa, Chordata, Actinopteri, Cypriniformes, Cyprinidae. The transcript has 4 exons. The coding region runs from base 103 to 1002 and encodes 299 amino acids.